AGGAUAUGAUUACAAAAUACAAAUACCUGAAGAUGAAACAUUUAUACAGAGGCAUUUGAGUAGUACCAUUAAUGAUUUGGAACGUUUAUAUAAAAAUGAUCAACCUUAUUUAUUGGGAGAUGCAAAAAGAGGAUUAUUCAAAGAAAAAUAUUGCAAUAUGUUGAAAAAGAUAGUAAUCAUUGGACGAGACCAAGUUAUAUUAGAUUCUUUUUUUAUGGAAAUUAUGAUUUAUUUUCUAGAUCUGUUGUCCAAAUCUUUCAUCAAAAAUCAUCGAAUUUUGUCUGUUAUAACAGCCCUAUCAAUAUAUACACCAAUGACUAGGAUAAGAUAUAAUUUGCUGAACAUGGAAACAUCAGAAUUAGAAACAUUAGGACUGCGAAUGAACAAAAUCUAUGAAAUUAUUAUCAAGCCCAAUAUGAAAUCUAUAGAAACAAAGGAUAUUCUGAAACUAUAUAUCUUGUCUAUAAAAAGGUGGUUUAUCUAUGAUAAAUUUAGUCUAACUUAUUGCAAAGUGUCUAAUUUGAAGUUCAUUCUUCGAACAACGUAUGCUCGUGACAAAAAUGUUAGAGCCAAUGCAUUGAUUUUGUUAAAACAUAUAUAUCAAUUAUGUUCAAAAUCACAAAAUGCACAAGAAACUGAACUUAAAAAAUUUACUAAAGACAAAGCAGAUAAAAUUAUUAGAUUAUGUUUUCGAAGAGGUUCGAAUAUUCGAUCUUACGGGAUUGAAAUAACAAAACUGUCUUAUGUGAUGUUUCCUGAUAGUUUUUCACAAAAACAAUUGCAAUCAGUUUUUAAGUUAGUUUUUCAUUUGCAUCAAAAAGUUGCAAGAGCCGCAGGUUCUUUGUUUUGGUUUUAUAUAACACAGGAAUAUGAUAUUUUUUAUAUUCAGUAUCUAAUUUUAUUUUUAUUGGAACAUAAGAAUGUAGACAGGGACACUGAUUUGUUUGUGGAUGCGAUUUGGAGUGAAAUUUCAACUAAGGAUUACAGAAAAAUGGUGGAUUUAUUAAUAGAAAUGCUAAAUUAUUCUUAUGACAUCAGAGAUUUUAUUUCGAGAGAGGCAGUUGAAAUGUUGAAAGUGGAGUUUUCUGAACAGGCAAAGAUAACGCUAAUCGAAACAUUAUUGGAAAUACAUCUUCAAUAUAUACGAGAAGCUUCUACUGGACAGUGUCUGAGGCAUACCUUGAAGAUGAAGGAAUUCACUGAACUUGAUUUGCUCGAAAUUCGACUAAAGAUGGACUUGGUAACUGAAACAUUGUAUGACAUUAUUUGUCCCAUUAUCGAAAGAAUGUUUCAGGUUAAUUCAAAAUGUGUAAUGAUGGUUUUGGAAAUACCUCAAUAUUUCAAUUAUAUGCUAUAUAAAAAUAAUGUGUCUUUUCUGGAAGAUCUCGUUAGUUUACUUUCACGCAUUUUAAACGAGCAGACAGAUGAACAUAUUUUGCAAGUAUGUUUGAAGACUAUCAAUAUUCUUCGAGAUUCUGAAAUUUGUGAUGUAUUCCCGAUUAUAAGAUUACUAGAUGAUGAUAUAUUAUUAUAUAAUGAACGACUCAAUA
This is a messenger RNA of Ctenocephalides felis (cat flea), 1550 nucleotides long. RefSeq lists its product as uncharacterized. The transcript is spliced from 9 exons. The record is from RefSeq and is a predicted model, not a curated record. Gene Ontology annotation, cellular component: chromatin; cohesin complex; nucleus. Gene Ontology annotation, biological process: sister chromatid cohesion. The annotation marks the transcript as partial. Gene Ontology annotation, molecular function: chromatin binding. NCBI's taxonomy places the organism in Eukaryota, Metazoa, Arthropoda, Insecta, Siphonaptera, Pulicidae.